GAAUUCUUUUUUUUUCAAAAAAAAUAAAUACAAACCUAAAAUAUUCUUAAUUUUUUUUUCCUCGUUUUUUCUCAUUUUUUUAUUUUCUUUCCAGUACUCGUUCUUACCUAAUAAGAAAAGGUUUUCUUUUUAAAAUUUUAUUAUCAGUCAAAAAAUAAUUAAAUAUCAUGGAAGCCACACAGAAUCGUAUUUUUCUUACUGUAAAAGAAACAGCUUUGGAUAAAAUCGUUACCGUUCCGUUGAAUAUGUCUAAACCAAACAAAACUCGGGUUGAUAAUAUUUCUCCUCCGACCCCUCCAAGUGAUGAGGAAAAACGUUCUGUUAGUUUCGACCCUUCUGUAAAAACCUUGAGUAUUCCCAAGGAUUUCAGUUACUCGAAUGGAUUUAUUAAUUCUCCCUCUGAAUCCAUUGAUAUUUCUGUUCGUGAUUGUUCUGAAGAAAUGCUUGUUUCUUUAAAAGAACGUGAUACUGAAAUUAAGGAUUUGGUCGUUCAUAAUCAAGAAUUUUUCGAUACGGUUAAACAAAGUAUUUUUGAAGAUGAUGAAACUUGGGAAAAAUUCGAAAAAGUUUUGUAUUCUAAACGUGAAGAAAUACCGGAUUGUGAAUGGAUGGAAUCUAUAUCCAAAUAUCUUGCUGAUAAUCCACAAUUAUUUACAACUUUUAAACAAAUGACUGGUUAUUAUGAAAGUGAUGAGAAUGAUAGUGAUGAUAUUGAUGAAAUUCGGGAAGAAUAUGAUGAUGAUUAUGGUUACACAUCUGAAUCAUGCGUGAUGCAUAAUGAAUCUUAUGUAGAUAUCACUCCUAUACGUUAUUAUCCACAUGCACUGGAGAAUUUUGAAAAAUCUUACCCACAAUUCUUUAUUAAUGCAAAACAAGAACUUGGUAAAUUAGGUAAAGAAAGGUCUCGUAGAGGUAGUACCCUAGGUCGUAAUCAUUUAAGUAAUGAUAAUCCACUUUUACAUCCGAACAUUGAAGAUCAUCAGCCUCUAAAUGAUUCUUCAGUGACACUUUAUGAUGAAUUAAAACGUGUCCUAGUUAUUCCUAGAGAUGAAAUGGAUGAUUUUGAAUGGGAAACUGCUAUAAAUGAAAUUUUAGAUGUUUCGCCACCACUUCUUGAACACUUUUAUGAAAUUGUUAUUGAAGAAAUUAAUCAAAACAUUGGAUUAUAAAAAAAACAUGAAAAUUUUAAAUUAGAAUUUUUUAAUUAGUAGUGCAUUUAUAUCACUUUUUAUUUUAAAAAGAACAUUUUUUUCAUUUUAUUUUAUGCACGCAUCAAUAUAAAAACACAUAUUAUUAUAUAUCAAUACACUAAAUAAU
Molecule: messenger RNA, 1317 nt
Organism: Rhizophagus irregularis DAOM 181602=DAOM 197198
Lineage: Eukaryota; Fungi; Glomeromycota; Glomeromycetes; Glomerales; Glomeraceae
Biological process (GO): regulation of DNA-templated transcription
Source: RefSeq, a predicted model, not a curated record